Molecule: messenger RNA, 546 nt
Organism: Sporothrix brasiliensis 5110
Lineage: Eukaryota; Fungi; Ascomycota; Sordariomycetes; Ophiostomatales; Ophiostomataceae
Exons: 1
Coding region: 1-546 (181 amino acids)
Source: RefSeq, a predicted model, not a curated record
AUGCCUACCGUCCUCGGCCUCACAAACGAGAGCUACGACAAGCUCAAGGACAUGUCGACCCAGGACAUCGGUCCUGACAACAAAGGCCGCCUCUCCACCAUCCUGCAGCGCAACGUCGCCGCCGGCCGCGCCAUGGACACCCAGCUCUGGCGCGCCCUCUGCGACGAGCCCGCCACGGCCGUCGCCUACAUGGCCAAGGACUGCGUCAUUACCAGCCCGCUCGUCCCGCCCGCCGAUGACGACGAGGGCGGUGGCGACAAGUUCGCCAACGUCGUCGCCGGCAAGGAAAACGUCGAAAAGGCCUUGUCCAACAUGUCGCCCCUGCUGUCGUACAAGUUCCACGACAUCAAGGUCGUCCAGAUCGACCUCAUGGCCGUGGCGGCCGUCUACCGCGUGACCGUGUCGCGGCGGACGUCGGGCGAUGGCAAGGGCACGAACAAGCGGGACGAGAUUGAGGAUCUGGAGAUGGUGGCGCACUCGUCGUGGCGGCAGACGGCCGGCGCCGACUGGGAGCUGUGCGGCCAUUGCGCCGGGUUUGCCGAAUAA